This is a messenger RNA of Lytechinus pictus (painted urchin), 5147 nucleotides long. Its product is annotated as proto-oncogene tyrosine-protein kinase receptor Ret-like. Gene Ontology annotation, molecular function: ATP binding; transmembrane receptor protein tyrosine kinase activity. Gene Ontology annotation, cellular component: signaling receptor complex; plasma membrane; axon. NCBI's taxonomy places the organism in Eukaryota, Metazoa, Echinodermata, Echinoidea, Temnopleuroida, Toxopneustidae. Gene Ontology annotation, biological process: cell surface receptor protein tyrosine kinase signaling pathway; protein phosphorylation; positive regulation of kinase activity. The coding region runs from base 30 to 3107 and encodes 1025 amino acids. The record is from RefSeq and is a predicted model, not a curated record. The transcript has 20 exons.
UUCAAGUGUACUUCCCGGCAAACCAAUACAUGUAUACAGUUCCAGCUGAUUUCCCUCUCAACCGGACUAUAGCGCGGGUAUUGGCGUUAACUCGUCACGCGGUCAACGGCGUGCGCGCGGACAUCAGAUACAGCAUCCGUCAUGACCAUCAUCGAAUCACGCUUGACGACGGAGUUGCCAAUUUUGAUAAGAACUUCAGGAUUGAUCCAAAUACUGGGAGUUUUUCAAUGAUCAAUAAUAUUACAGGGAAUGAUAUCAGAAUACCAAUCCGAGCCAGUGGUCAUCAUUGCGGUAGGGUUAGUGAGGGAAGCACAUGGAUUCGUCUUAAAGUGCGUCACAAGGUCCCAUCGUGCAUGUGUAAGAUAAGUUCUGCCUUGCACGUCCACGAGUCGCAGUUCCCAACGCAAUCCAUUGCAUUUUUACAUCAAUCUGUUGGUAGCGUUGAUGGUGGUGAGACAACGAGAUUCGAUAUCAUAUCAGCACACCCAAGCAGCAUUUUUCACAUCAACAACACAUCUGGAGAAAUAAGCAUACGCACGUUCACCUUGAUCCACACGAACCAAACAACGGGCCAUAUCACGGUAAGGUGUCAGAGGUUCAGGGAAAAUGGAGAAAUCCUGAAAGGGAAUACUCAGAAUAUAACUCUCAACAUCGACGCUUCUUACAACACGACGGUUCAAGAGAGAUUGAUGUAUAAAAGAAUCAAGGGAGAUGAAGUAUUUAAUUACACAGUGCCUCAGCACCAGUACCGCCCAUGGAUGAGGCAUGCAGAAGUUUCCUUGCUCGGCGAUGAGGUGGCUAGAGAAACAUUUGGAGUAAAAAAAGUGAUACCAGUUGGACAAGAUGCGCUAGGAAAUGCUGCUGUAGAGAUAUAUUUAUUACGAAGUAUUCUACGGGAUCUCUCUGGCUCCGUUGCGCUCAUCGUUCGGAUUAACGAGUAUGGGUGUGGUCGACGUGGCAAUGAAACCAUCAAAGGUGGACGAACACUGGACAUCGCUUUUAAUGUCACAAUCUGGCCAAUGGUCAAUUACGAGAGCAUCGUGUAUAGUAACAUCACGGCGGGAAGUCCGAUUGCAGACCUUUCAAGUUUAGUUUUGGCGUUGAAACGCCCUCUACCAGCGGUCAACGGUGAAUACUGGCACUCUAUCUUUGAGAUGGAAGAAACAAUGGAAAUUGUUUACGUCACAAACAGAACUGCAUUGAAAAUUAUCGCACCACGCGUUAUCACUCUGUAUGUUGAGUACGGAUCUGCUAGUGAUAUUCUCGAUGCUGGAAUUAUCAUUAAUCUGACUAUCACUAUAGAAAAGACAGAAUUACAAAGUUGUAGGCUUGUUGACAGUUGUUCCCGCUUGCGCAAUCGUGCCGAUUGUUUGACCCACUGUGGUGCAGGUUCAAUACAUGACCAUUGUUCAUGGAGGGCUGAUGGAUUGAGACGAGCUAUGUCCACAGUGUAUGCAACAUGUACCCCUAAUAUCAACACCUGUCCUGAUAACAGAUGCGAUCCACUGGAAAUGGAACAUCGAAAUGAUAUAUGCCCUCAAGACUGUACAUUGAGAACGAGCGGUUUUCGUAGACCACUCAACAAGAGCCUACCUGGUAUCCAGGUAGCCAUUGGACCAUGCUGGUGUGACGCUGGAGGCAGAUGUACGUGUAUGGGAGCUGAUGCAAGGCAACCACAUCCCGAUCCGAAACCAGGACCUACUCUCCCUAUUGUCAGGUUUCCAAUUACUACUACUACAGAACCGGUCGAAAUACACCCAGAUCCAGAAGAUGAGAUGUGUGGUCCCGAAUGCUACCUCGGAGUUUCUGCAGGAGUGUUUCUGACUAUCCUUGUUACAACCAUCCUGGCGAUACGCAAGAGAAGGGAGAGACUCCACCAGCGUCGGGCCUAUACUUCCAGUAUCUUCAAGCCCCCGCUUGAUGCCCCAAGUACGGCUCGUGGUAGCAUGGUCCUGACUGACUAUGCAGACGAAAUAACUUCAGGAAGGUCUUUUGGAUUCAGAAGCAGAUUUGAACACGACUCUAAAUGGGAGUUUCCUCGGGACAAGUUGUUAUUGGAGGAUGAACUUGGCGAAGGUCACUUUGGAAGGGUGGUGCGUGCGCAAGCAUUAAGUAUACGAGGUCAUACAGGUUACACUACGGUGGCUGUCAAGAUGUUAAAAAGGGAUACUGCCACCAGUUCUGAACUGCAAGAUUUGCUUACAGAAUUAGAACUACUCAAACUGCUCAAUCAUCCAAAUGUUAUUCGACUUCUUGGUGCUUGCAUUCCAAAAGAUCCCUUUGACAUGUGUGUGAUUGUUGAAUACUGCAAACACGGGUGUCUUCGGGAGUUCCUUCGGCAAAACAGAAAGAGGGCGCUAUAUACUGAAUACAUCUCAUCAGACCAAUCGUCAAGUAUCCCAGGACUUUCACGAGGAAAAAAUGUAAUCAAACGUUUUGAUAUUGGGUUCAAAGAAAUUGCAUCAUUCGCUUGGCAGAUAUGCAAAGGGAUGCAUUAUUUAUCCUCACUUAAGGUUGUACAUCGUGAUUUAGCAGCUCGUAACAUCCUUGUAGCAGAAGGUCUUCUUAUGAAGAUAUCUGAUUUUGGUCUCACUCGGGAUGUUUAUGAAAGAGGGCUAUACGAAAGACAAAGCAAGUCACUACUUCCGGUUAAAUGGAUGGCAGUAGAAGCUCUGUACGAUAAUAUUUUUACUGUGAAAAGUGACGUAUGGUCAUUUGGUAUUUUAUUAUGGGAGAUCAUAACUAUGGGUGCUAUUCCAUAUCCCGGGGUUACUGCAGAGAGAUUAUGUCAGCUACUUCGUGAAGGAUACAGAAUGGACAAGCCGGCAGAGUGUUCAGAUGAAUUAUAUACAAUAAUGAAGCACUGUUGGUUAGACGAUCCACGCGAACGACCUUCAUUUGAAGAGCUUGGUUUUCAGUUCGAGAAAAUGCUGGAAGAAACAAUGGAAUACCUUGAUCUGUCGGACAUCAAUGGAGACCUUUCAUCGGAAGACGAAAACGAAGACAACGUGGAGUGCCACAAGGAACAGUGUUGUCUCCUACGGAAAAACAGAGAUGGUGAGAAGAGCUGUGACCCCCGAGGGAUAUCACACACUGCUACAUUAUGAUUUGAGCUCUACCGAGACAUCGCCCGAAGAGGAUAUAGCGCCCCCAAGCUAUGGAGAAAUCGCAACUUCUGGGGAGACUGACCCAACGCGACAGGUACUGAAGAAGAUACAGCCAACGGUGAAAGACCCCUCGCGUUCACACCAGAGUUCAGAGGCGAUAUACAGUACGAUUGAAGAGGCCGUUCACAUUGAGGCAGUGUAGAUUGAAAACACAUUCAUCUAAUGAUUUUGGAUGUUAACUCACUUUGUAGGAGAGGGGUUAGAACCUCACUACACCAGUGCCGACCGUACAGAAACGUUGUGAGCCUAGAUAACAGAGCGCUAACAAUAAUCUCAGUCACAUCUUACGGAUUGUUAAGUCAAAACAUUAAAUUCAAUGUUAAGCAAGACGUAACAGUCGCACUGGUGAGAAUCAUUACUUGUAAUGAAAAUACCACAACAACAACAACCAGAAACAAUCAUGACAAAAGUUUGAUCACGUGAUAAAUCUUCCUGCCAUAAAAAUCGGCAUCCAUUCAUGAUAAGUCGAAUUUCCAUUAUUCAUGGCCGUUGAACUUAUUACCAUCGAGUCAACGACUUCGACUCUGUAGCGCUGAGAAAUUAGACGUGAUCAGUCUGAAUUUACCAACUUACCUCAAUUGUGCCCUUGCAAGGUUGUGACGUCAAGAUUAUUUACUUACCAAAAAGCGAGAUCGAUAUGAAGAGAGACAAGGAUUGGAGGCGUAGGAAUCCGGAUUUAGAGACUUGUCAUUUGAAAGUUUAUUGUAAAAUAUCUGUCACAUUCAGCUGUUAUUUCACCAGAUUGCAUUUAACUUCUACAAACAAUAAAAUUGAGUCAUUUUUCAUUUGUGUAUCAUAUCAAACACAGAGAAAUCUUUCCCAUUUCAUUUCUUAAUUCUUUUACGCGAUUACAUUUUUGUGGAAAGGGAAUAUCAAUGUUUUCCUCAUAAUAAGAUAUCCGACAUUAUACACAACAUUACAAAUCAACGACGACGUGUAUAUAGAAGAAUUGCUGCUGUGACACGUUUAGUUCUUCAUUAGACAUAGGCCUAUAUGGUUAGGUAUUUGGGCUCAGAAAACAUGAGUGUCUGAAUUAAUAUAAUGGAUAGGUUUGGGUCUUUUUUUACUUAUUUUUUCGUCCUGGAAAAUAAUCAUCAUAUCAUUUUCAUUAAAAUAUAUGUUUGGAGUAGACGAAAAAAAAUAUGAAGACUUAUAAGCAGAAAAUGAUAUUAACCAUCUGUAAUUAGAAUAUGAACAUAGGGAUAAUGAUAUUUUCCCUGUUUGCCUGUUGGAAGUUUUUCUUCUUCGUUUUGAAUUAUAAAGUUGAUAUACAUGUCUUCAUUUACAAAUCCAGGAGCUAUAGAGAACUUAUACUCUUCUUAUUUUAUUCAUGAUAUUUAAUCUUAUGCACAUCUCGAAUGAUAUGGUGUCCGUUUUAGUUGAAUUGACAUAAUUUAUUUGCAGUGCUGUAAUGUGUCGUUUGCCAUUAUCAUACACAUAUCUUCCUAUAUUUCUUUGCAAAGAAAUAAUUAGGAAAUAUAGGCCAUGGGACGAAUGGACAUAAGAAGAAAAGGUGUGUAUUCAUGCCCGUAAGUUGUCAAUGUAAAGCGAGAUUGUAAUCAGCUUUAAAAAUACAUAUUGACGCUAAGAACUCGAGAUGUCAACACCACGUCUUGAGACAGAUCGAUCGAUUUCUACCGUUCUAUAUAAUCAUGAUUCUUCACCCCCCCCCCUCACUCCCUUUCUCUCUCUCUCCCCCUCUCUAUCACUCUCUCUCCCUUUCUCUUCCUCUAUUCAAUCCCUUCCUCGUUUGCUUUCUUCCUUUCUCUAAUAUUUUUUUCUUCUUCUCGCGCUCUCUGCUUCUUUUCUCUUACUUUAUAUCUGUUUCUCCGUAUAACAUGUAUCCCCCUCUCUUCCUCUCUCUCUCUCUUCCUCUCUCUCUCUCCCUCUCUCUCUCUCUCCCCCUCUCUAAUUAUCUCUCUCGUCCCUCCCCUAUCAUAAAUGAGAAGAAAUUAUAAUCCUCACAAUAAAUAAAUACCU